GCCCCGCCCCCCGGCGCCGCCGUGACCCCGCGGCCGAUCACUUCCAGGGCGGCCCCGGCUCCCGAUUUGAAAAUGCAGGAGUGGUUGCUGGUGCUGCUGUGCGCGCUGGCGCGGCGGCGGGCCAUGGCCGGGGCUGGUGGCUGGGACGGGCCGCAGCGGCGCGCCUGGCUCCGGCACUACUACAGCCAGCGGCAGAAACGCCUCAUGACGCUCCUGAUUGCUCGCCGGAGGAGAACCAGCUGCUACUUCUACCCCCGCGCCUGGCCCAGCAUCAGGAGUGCAGACUGGUGGGAACGGGUGGUCCUGAAGGAGUUUGGGCCCCAGGACUGGCUGGAGAAGUUUCGGAUGUCCAAGGAGACUUUCUUCUAUGUCUGCAACCAGCUGCGGCCCGGGCUGGCUCCGCACAGCGCCCGCUUCCACCCCCUCCUGCCCCUGGAGAAGAGGGUGGCUGUGGCCUUGUGGCACUUGGCCACCAACGUAGAGUACCAGACUCUCAGCCCGCUCUUUGGCGUGGGGCCUUCUACAGUGCAGAUGUGUGUCCAGGAGGUGAGCUAUGCCAUUGUCUUGCUGCUGAAACCCCUCUACCUCCGGCUGCCCAACGAGAAGGAGCUGGAGAACAUGGUACGCAUCUUCCGUACCCGCUGGGGCUUCCCGCACUGCAUUGGCGCCCUGGACAGCCUUCACAUCCCCAUCCACCCACCCCUGCGCCUCAGCGCUGACUACUGCAACGGCCAGGGCUGGCACUCCAUCCUGAUGCAGGCCACCGUGGAUGGGUUGGGCCAGUUCUGGGAUGUCUCCACCACCUUCCCUGGCAGCAUGGAGAACAGUGCGGUCCUGGAGAGCUCCAGCCUGUGGGUGCUGGCCAAGGAGGGCCGGCUGUGCCCCAAUCCUCCAAAGCAUUUCAUGGGGAAGGCGCAGAAGUACGUGCUGCUGGGUGAUGCCACCUACCCCUUGCAAGACUGGAUCCUCAAGCCCUACCAGGAGGACGAGAACCUCACCCAGCAGCAGCUGCAGUUCAACUACCGCCUGAAGCGGGCGCACAGUGUGAUCGAGAACGCCUUCCUGCGUCUGAAGGCACGCUGGCAGAUCCUCCUGAAGUGUGACGACUGCAGCCUGGAGCUGCUGCCCACCCUUGUCCUUGCCUGCUGCAUCCUGCACAACGUCUGUGAAGCCCACGACAACCCCUUCAACGAGGAGUGGCUGGAGGGCACUGAGCCGACUGAGCUGCCCAAGCCCUGCCAGCCCGCGCCCGCUGCCAUGGAGGAUGGCCGGGCCGAGCAAGUGCGUGAGCUGAUGUGCCAGUACUUCGAGAGCUGCGGGGAGGGCUGAUGGGGCUGGGGGGAGAAACAGCCCUGCGCAUCCUUGCUCACAGACUUCACUCAGGCUCCGGCAAACGUUGGCCCAGCGGUACCGGGCUGUUUGACAAAGGACCGCACCCUCUCACCUCUGCUGAAAGCAGCCUGCAGAGUGAGGAAAGCUGCCGGCUGCACCAGCCAUUCCCAGGAAAAGGAGGGGGGUGGCUGCAUCACACUCGUGCUGGUUUUGCUGCGGUGGUUUCAGGCAGUGGAAUGUAUUUUGAGCCCUUGCUCUCUCCCAGGA
Messenger RNA from Phalacrocorax carbo (great cormorant), 1599 nucleotides. The record is from RefSeq and is a predicted model, not a curated record. NCBI's taxonomy places the organism in Eukaryota, Metazoa, Chordata, Aves, Suliformes, Phalacrocoracidae.